Drosophila eugracilis is the source of this 1133-nucleotide messenger RNA. RefSeq lists its product as uncharacterized. The record is from RefSeq and is a predicted model, not a curated record. NCBI's taxonomy places the organism in Eukaryota, Metazoa, Arthropoda, Insecta, Diptera, Drosophilidae. The transcript is spliced from 2 exons. Bases 521 to 652 code for a protein of 43 amino acids.
UGAGGAAAUCUAAGAAAAUUUUGAAGCAAGUUUCUACUUGACUGACUUUAACGAAUAUAUCAGUAGCCCAAGAAAGAAAAAAUGUUUGUAUAAUAACUUAAAAGUGCAGGAAAAUCUUAACAAUAUUAAAAUCCUAUCAGCUUUUAAGAUGACAGCAGUUUAAAAUAAAAUUACUCAAUAAAAACUAAAAAGCUUUAAGCCAUAAGUCCACUUUCAGUUCCGCAAAAGUAAAUUAAAAAUGACUGGAGGCUUAACCGAUUCACAGAAGUUUAAACAUUUCAUUGCCAAUACGCCACGACGAACAGAGGCCUCUCAACGGAUUAAGAAUAUAUAUAUUUCUGUCUAUAUGCCCCGCUGAGCUUUAUUCCGUUUUUCUUUUCUCCCUGUCUGCUCCGGAAUCUGUUGAAGUAUUAAAUAUAAACUAUUUAAAUAAUUCAGCGACAGCAUUCUGGCCGAGGCUUUCGGAUUUAAUCUGCCCCCUGGAGGCGGAAUUGUUUUAAGAGAACGCAGCACAACGAUAAUGAGCGAACAACGUCGCAAAUUGGUUAAGCAGAUCAUCAAGUCGGCCAAUGUGGUUCUGGUGGGUUUGUUGUGCUACAACUUGUGGCGUCACAAAUGGACCAAAGUGAAUUUCAAUCAGCAUCGGUUUUGAUUGAUUUUCGCUAUUCCCCAAGCUCUGGCUAUGCGUGUGUGUGUGUGUGCUUGCUUACUGAUUGAUUGAUUGAUUGAUUAAUUAAUUAAUAAAACGAAUAUCAGCUUAAAUGUCAUUAACAGUUGGCCGAGAAUAACGACUCCUGAAUGUGGCCAAUGGGAUUUGCAAAUUUAAUUUCCUCUACCAGUGAGUCUGUCAAAUGGCGAGAAAAGCUUGGGGGGGGGGGUGAUAGAUGGAUUUUUUUGGGGUUUGGAAGGGACUACGGUGGGGAAUCGAUAUCCGAGAGAUUGUUGUGAUUGGGAUUAAGCUUUUAAUGUUAUUAUUUGUAAAUAUUAAAAAGUUUUACGGGAUAGAAAUAAAUAAAGGCAGUACUUUAACAAGAACAUAAAAUUGGUAGUAAUUAAAUUAUUAAACAAACGAAAAAAAGACCUUUCAGCAACUCAACUCAAUUGUUUAACGAAAGGCUGACAAUAUUUAUCCA